Messenger RNA from Drosophila rhopaloa, 567 nucleotides. RefSeq lists its product as uncharacterized. NCBI's taxonomy places the organism in Eukaryota, Metazoa, Arthropoda, Insecta, Diptera, Drosophilidae. The record is from RefSeq and is a predicted model, not a curated record. The transcript has a single exon. Bases 34 to 372 code for a protein of 112 amino acids.
CGCUCUUUAGUCAAGCGGAGAACGCGUAUCGAGAUGGACACGGAUGAGACAAAGGCGGGCACCUCGGGCCCAGGGACGUUCCAGGAUGAGGUCGACUUCACCAGUGGCUACGAAACGCAGUAUCGCAAAGAGUACAGCCCCUUGAAACCGAUCUUCGUACCCCCGCCGGAUAAGAAACACGCCUGGUUUCGCAACUGGUCCACCAUUCUGAUGAUACUCUUCCUGUCCGUAGUCUUUAUCGUGGGAACCGUAAUGCUGGUGGUCCAAGUAUUCACCGCCAGUCCCCUGCAAAUCUUCAUGAUCGUGGCCAUUUAUGUGGCCAUAGCCGCUGUGAUGAUUUGGCUAGAGGUGCAGUCUAUUAAAGUACGAUGAAAUAACAAAUUCAGUGACUAACUCGCUGCGUUAUCAUAUAAAAAUGCCGUCCCAUUUUUCAACGGUGGCAAUCGAACUGUGUUGUGCAAACAAAUUGAAAGCUUAACUAAAAAGAAAACGACUUUAUUGAUUAGGCGCUAAGAACCAAAAACCCUGGCUUUAAAAUAAGUUCAAAAUAAAGAAAUACAACUUAAA